This is a messenger RNA of Bursaphelenchus okinawaensis, 1500 nucleotides long. NCBI's taxonomy places the organism in Eukaryota, Metazoa, Nematoda, Chromadorea, Rhabditida, Aphelenchoididae. The record is from the annotation of a GenBank genome assembly.
AUGAAAGUCGAGGUAUUCGACUUGAAGCUUAUCAAAGAGGAUGGAAAACCUUACAUUGGCGGGGACGACUUAAAGGUAUGCUUAAAAUUUUUUUAGAUUCCAGAAAUUUUUUAUAUUACUGUGAUUAAUUUGAUACAUAAUUACAUCCACAGUAGAAUAAAAAACCUUUUUAGGGUCAAAUAACUCUACAAGUUCGAGAAUCCGUUCAAAUCACACGACUUACACUGAGGUUACAAGGAGAAGUACAGACGGCCUGGAUCGACAAGUACAGUGAGAUUAUGUACAAAAGCAAAGAGUACGUGCUCAACGAGUACAUUGACUUGACGAGUGAACUACAACGUCAUUGCACUGAAUCCAUGUUAUUUCAUGAAGGUAAACAUGUCAUGAACUUUUGCACCACCAUACCUUUGGACGUGAUAUCGUCGUUGGAAAGGGAUAAUAUGGGUUAUGUCAAGUACACGUGUGUGGCUGUUCUUGAUAUUCCGGAAGGGGGUGAUAGUGAGUUUGUUGCUGGUAAGUCUUUAUGCAUAAUUUUAAAAAGUUGCUAAAAGAUUCUUAUUGUUUUGUUGUAGUUACUUUUUGCGAUUACUGUUUAUCGUGUAUUACUAAUUUAUAACUGCGCAAUGUUACAGAAUGCGACUUCAAAGUAGUAUCUUUCCUGAACUUAGACGCGCCAUAUCUACGUGAAUCAGCUGUUGAUGAGGAGCGAGUCCAUCUUAUCGGAUAUUGUUGUAGAAAGCCCAAAGGAUUCAUACGAGCCAGGAUGGAAGUAUGUUGUCAGAUUAAUAUUAAACUAAUGUACCAUGAGCUUUAAGAUACGUAAAAGCCGCCAGAGGCUAACGCUAUGUAUGUUAGUAAAAUUUUCCUGUUAGCGCUAAAAUCAUUUUGUGCAAGAGUUGUCAUCAAAAACGUUGAUUUUAAUGAUUUGACACAAUUUGUUGUUAGCUGGCACAAGUUACUUUGAUUUUUAGGUAACAGAAACAGGCAUCUUACCGGGCGAAACAGUACGGUUGAAUGUUACAUUCGAGAACACGAUAAAGAAGAGGAAAAGGAAAAAGACACCCAAGUGUGCCCUCAUAUCACUUUGUCAACAACUUGACUUCAGGGCAGAAUCUACCGUUCAGCGUGGCUACAUGGGAGAGCGGUCUGUAACUAUGGCUCUCAAAAGUCAGGUGCGUAAGAAAAAAGUCCUCAAUACUAGUCUUUCAUAUUUGAGGGCACUAACCGCUAUCCACAACACUAUAGAUUUCGUAUUUCAAAAGUAUUUCGUCUUACUGUACUUCGACACUUUAGGGUGCAUGCAAAUCAGCACCAGGCAAAGGCCCAGAAGACCGUCAAAUUGACUUUGAUGUCCCUGAUGGGCUACCUCCAACUUCAGUCAAAGCCAACGGUCUGGUCACGGUGUCGUACUUCUUCAGGCUUGACAUGGAACACUUCGAUGUCAUCGUACCCGUUGUCAUCGGGUCUGUUAAAACUAUAGGCUCACAGAUCUUUCACUAG